GAUCCGGCACAGAACAACGCAGUGCCGCAGUACCGAAUUGCACGAUUCACAGUUGCACGGCAAUGGACGAAACGGGAAGCAGAGCGGUCCUUCCCCCCGCAACCCCGGACGAAGGGACCGCGGCUGCUUCGUCUAGGCCUCCGUCCAUCGGAUACGUGUCCUCGGAAUCGUCGGGCUCCGUUCCUCCGUCUUCCUCGACGAUUUCCUCGCGGUCGGGCGACACCUGGUGCGGGGCACAGGUGCAGAGCUCGAGCCAGAGCCAGAGCCAUUGCCGCGCGGAUUCCAUCCCCGGGAGCGKGAGCAUCAGCAUCGAAAAAAGAGGCAAUCCCUGCCGGAGCGACAGGAAAAUCGAAAGCAAAACCGAAACGCGUUCGUUCGGAAGCAGGGAGCACCACCCAUCGGAGAUCUUGUGUGCGAGCCAGCGGCGACCGGGAGUGCCGGCGCAAAACAAUCCAAGCGAACCGGUUUCGGUUCGGCGGCUGGAGGAAAAGGUCGUCUCGCUGAUGGAUCGGAUCUGGGUCCUGGAAGCGGAACGAGAAGGGACGCAAGCCGCCCAAACGAUGGAUGGGAAGGGGACGCUGUUGCCACCGGCUUCUGCUUUGGCAUCCCUCCGAGACACAGAGCCGCCGCACCUCACGGAAAUCACCAGCCGUUGYGCCGCCGUUCCGGCAUCGGUGGAAGCGGUCCGGGAGCUGCGCAUCCAGAACGAGACCCUCCGGGCCGAGCUGGCCGUCUCCGAAACCGUCCGGGGGAGCAUGAGAGACGCGCUGGUGACUCUCCGAGCCAAGGACAAGAUCUCUCGUGAACUCAUCGAGGAGCUCACGAACGAGCUCGCGCUGCACUCAGCGGGAGAGGACGGCGAAGACGACGACUACGGGGAGGCUGGUUGCGGUGGUGCAACGGAAGAGGAACAGGGGCCCUCCGGAGAGGAGCCGCUGGGACCGUUGGUUCGGUCCGAAAAUACCACCACCACCAACGUGGCAGCAACCGAACCGCCGAGUGGUGGUGUGUGUGGCACCCAAUACCACACCGCUGCCUACGUCCGACGCCUCGAGUCCUCGGUGGAGACCGCGUCGCAGCUGGUGGCAGAUCUGUCGAACGAGCUGAAACUCACCCUGGAGCGCGAAGCGGCCCUGGAAGAGAGACUCAGGCGGCUGUUGCAACAGCAGCAAGAAGUGGCAAGAGAAACAACCGCCACACCCACCUCGGGGGAAACAAGCAGCGCAACCGCGGUGUCGAGAACGCGUGGGAACGUUUCUUCGAUCAAGAACAAAGACCAAGGCAUUCGCCUCGUCGUCGGCGACGACUGUCUUGCCAACAAACUCGAAAACAGCAACGACGGCAACGCGUUGGUGUCCGCCGCUGGGAGGAAAGGGCACCUUUUUUCCUCGAAGAUCCGUCGCGAGGAACACCAAGGGGAGGAUGCCUUGCUCGGGAAUCGCCGCAGCAAAGCCGUGCUUCCGAAAGAACAAGCACACGCAACGAUGAAACCAUACCGCCCGAAAAGCGGAUCUCCUGCCUGCGCCAACCGCAAUCUCGAAAGCGUUUUCUGGAAUCGGACAACACAGCGGCAGCAACAAUGGCAAUUGCAACGGCAACAACCAAUUGAACAACGCCAGCCGGUCAGCGACAGCGACAGCGACAGCGACAGCGACGACGAGUACAGCGGGGUCGACUUUGACGAAUUCGAGUUGCUAUGGAACGAAGACCACGACGACGCGAUUUGCGAACACAAACCCAGCGAGUCGAAGGUUCGCCGCAGCCCCACCGGCCGACCUUCCGAAGCGAUCCACACUCGCGGGCAGGGAACCGGUUCGAGAAGUGCGUUCGAUGCCUACGGCCGCGGCCCCACCGCCAAGCACCGGGUUCCACCGGGGCAACGGUCGCUACCAACGCGGUGUGAGCAACGCGACGACCAAAGCAGCGGUUCGGUCCCCCGGGCCGGUAGCUUCCGCUCGUUUGUCGGACCCGAGCGAGUCACCGUUUGACCAUGCCACCGCCACGGGCUUUUGCACCGGGAUGGCGGCGGCGGCGAACCAAAAGAGGGACGCCGGGGCCGAGGAGCAAAAACCAGGCGAAAUGGGGUUCGGGGUCGAUGGCAAGAGGUGGGGGAGUAAUUUUGGCGGUGCAUCUGGAUCCGGCCUGCACAUUGCACAUCGGCGAUUGUCAUGCGCCACGAGUGAGAAAGAAGUCUUGGAUGUUAGAUGUAUUCCGCAUCUCCUUUUGAUCGGCCCCUAGGUGAUUGGAAUGUGGCAGCAAGGGUGACAAACAUGCUACUUUUGGUGCACUAUGCAAUGGCAUCAAUGCAUAGCAGCCUGGAGUGAUAAGAUCGAAGAAAAUAGAAAUCUGUGAAAUUCGCUCGAACGCAAUGGAUGCCUUAGGGUACCCAACUGCAUCCAAUUCUACCCGAGAGACCUUGAUGACAACAACCAGCGAAUCACGCYACUGCCCAGCCUGCUUCCGUAUAUGAUCUGCCAAAAAUCCGAAUAUAUCUCGCGAGUGCAGAGCACGAAAAAYGAGCAAAAAACAAGAUACGUCAAAAACACUUUCGGUGAGCUAGGCUCCGUGCUGUGGCUGCUGCUACCCGGAUUKUUUGGGCUGAGGGUAUCUGCUUUAUCUUAUGUACGCACUGCGACGAACAUACAAAUCCGGAUGUUCAAGAAAAAAGAAGUGGGCAAGCGUCCGCUGGAAAGUUAUGGACUACAGCGACAUCAAAACCUACAAGAUGGCAUUCAUUCUAUUAUUUCUGUGAGAUACGGUCUCUUGCCGCUCAAAAUACUAAACAAACUGAAAAACGCUAU
Pseudo-nitzschia multistriata is the source of this 2801-nucleotide messenger RNA. NCBI's taxonomy places the organism in Eukaryota, Bacillariophyta, Bacillariophyceae, Bacillariales, Bacillariaceae. The record is from the annotation of a GenBank genome assembly.